This is a messenger RNA of Capsicum annuum, 3386 nucleotides long. Its product is annotated as leucine-rich repeat extensin-like protein 5. Gene Ontology annotation, cellular component: nucleus. Lineage: Eukaryota; Viridiplantae; Streptophyta; Magnoliopsida; Solanales; Solanaceae. The record is from RefSeq and is a predicted model, not a curated record. Gene Ontology annotation, biological process: regulation of mRNA splicing, via spliceosome. The coding region runs from base 408 to 2834 and encodes 808 amino acids. The transcript has 10 exons. Gene Ontology annotation, molecular function: mRNA binding.
UAAGAACAAAAAAAUAAUCUAAUUUUGAUAAAUUUUCACAUAAUAGAAAUCAAGAAAAAGUAUAAACCCCUCUUUUUUUCACUAUCCCUCCAAAAACCCAUAGUCCUUUGCUCGUUACACAUUUUCAUCAUUCUCAGCUCCCAAAUUUCAGAUGUCGCGAAGCUUGACUAAAUCCACGGGAUACCUGCCACGUCCCACCAGCAUCAGAUAUAAUGUAACUCUGUCCACCAAGGCUAGGACAAAUGGGAAGAAUCACCUAGUAUUUUUUUUUGUCUCUAUUGGGAUUUGGAGUAUCUGGUAAAGUUACUGCCAUAUGAUCCGGAGGUUAUGGGUUCAAGCCUUGGAAACAGCCUCUGGCAGAAAUGCAAGGUUAGUAUACCGAGCACUGGGUGCGCUUAAAAGGAAACAUGAGCACAAAACUUGAACCGGCAUCUAGCCGCAUUCAGACGGCUGCUUCAUCUGCAACAUCAUUGAGUGGCCCAAAGAUCUCUAUGUUUGCCAAUAAAACUGGAUUUAUGAUACCAAAAAACAAGUUAGCAGGUUCAUUGGUUCCGGUGUUUCGAGUUGGGAAAAAAGGAGCAAGUGAUUCUGUAAAUGAUGAUAACACUAAACAGGUGCAAAGGAAAACCAAGUGGGGCCCUGAUCUCUCACAGGAUACUACUGUCAGAAAAGCAAGAGCCUUGGCAUAUCAGAGUCGUGUGGAUCAAAUAACACAACUACUGAGUUCGAGGAGUUUGGAGGGAGAAGGCAGCAAAGACUCAUAUUCAGCCUCGCCUGCUAAAGAUCAGGAGUCUUCAGAUCAUCAACUUAAUGACGAGAGUGUGAGAUCACUGGAACUUGAAAGACGGGAAGCCAUUGGGGAGAUUCUUAAACUGAAUCCCAGUUAUAAGCCACCACCUGGUUAUAAGCCUGUACCAAAGGAGGCAAAAAUCCCGGUACCUAUCAAAGAACAUCCUGGGUACAAUUUUAUUGGUUUGAUUUUUGGCCCUGCUCAUAAGCAACUGGAAAAGGAAACUGGAGCUCAAGUUAAGGUUUAUGGUACUAAAGCAGAUACUGGAGAGAAGGUAGAAGUUGCUUCUGGUGAAAAUGUCUCGGGUAAUUAUGAGGAGAUGUAUGUUCAAGUAUCAGCCGAGACAUAUGAAAAGGUUGAUGCUGCAGUUGCUUUAAUUGAACUUCUGGUUACCCCAGUUUCAGUGACUCCAGCGGCCACAACCACAAAAGCGUCAGGUGAUGGAGAAACUAUUUCUGUUGAAGCAACAGCUGGCCCGAUGACCCCUCCUGUGGCAAAUCAAGGAAUGGCUCAACCAGAUGUUGGGACACAGCCUGCUCAGCUUCAAGGUCAUUUCCAGCCAUUCCAAGGGCAAUGGUUUCCUGGACCAACAUCUCAGAAUCCAGUACCUCCAUUUCCAGGACACGCUAUCUCUGGGAUUUCUUCAGCAUCCCUGGUCAGCAACCUCCACCAAGUAUCACCACCACCUAACCUGUCAAAUACACCCUCACCCUUUGGUCCACCACAGGGUAUGCAAGAUGGUUUUGGUUCAGUUCCUCGAAACCCUUUUGUUCACUCUAGCCCACAGGCACCACUAAUGCGGCAGCCGUACAUGCCUUCCGCUCAUUUUGGACAAAUUGGUGGACUUGGACAUCCUAUACCAGCUUUAGGGUCUACACCACCUCAAUCCAAUUUGACUCCGCCUCAAUUUUCUCAGGCCCAACCGAGCCAAACAGGGUUUCCGCAGGUUGUCAGACCAGUUAUGUCUUCAUUGCCUCAAUCUGUUCCCCCUACAGCAUACACAGACCGACCAUUGACCCCAGCUGGGAACUCCCCAGGAUGGUCACAGUCACCGUGGAACAACCAGACAGGUCAAGGUCCAAGCAACAUGAUUGGGAAUGCCCCCCCCACAGUUUCCCCUCAAGGAAGUCAUCAUCUUGCUUCACGACCAAUGGGCGUCUCUCCAGCUCCACAUAUGGAUGUUUUCCGGGGCCAAAAUUUGGCACCCCAGUUAUCUGGACCAGGUCCAUCAGCGCAUAUGGCGCCUCCAUUGGGUCCAUCUUCAGGAUCUGUCCCUGCACAUUUCUUUAACCACUCUGUGUCCAGUGGACAGCCAGUCGUUCUGAGUCUCUCACCUAAUCCAGUUCCUGGAAGUUCUCUCAACAGUAAUUCUACGAGGCCUACUUCCUUUGUAACUCCAAAACCACUUCAGCCCACUAGAGAUUUUACAUUCCAGCCUCACCAUCCUCAGAAUUCAGCCUCUUCAUCCGCUUCCAGGCUAAUUAGUCAAUUUGGAUCUCAGGACCCUUCACCUUCAAACCAAAUGAUGCGUCCUCAUCUACGACCAGCAAUAGACAAUCCAAAUCCCCCACCUGUCAUCCAAGGAUUUCAAAGACCCCAAUUAAGCAAUCAGAUUAGUCAGCCAGGGCCACCUAUGCCACUUGACUUUGCUCGAGGACCGGCUGGCCCUCUCCCUCAAUUUAGGCACCCGACAUUUUCUAAUCAGGGCAUAGCUUCACCUACUGGCCCUCAAAUGCAACCUAUGAACUUUAGGCCAGCUCUGAAUCAUGUAGGUUCUUUCCCGCCUAGAGUAAACUCUAUGCCACUUCAGCAAAAUAAUCCAACUGGCAUGCUUCGACCUCAGAACUUUGAGGCUCCCAACAGUGUCUUCUUUCGACAUGGUAGGCCUGCCUCUAGCUCCUCUGGAGCACAUCAAAUAUAUGACCCCUUCUCGCCCACAUCUGUCCCUCGGCAUCCUCAUCCUGGUGGUAAUCCAGCAAUGGCAGAAAAACAAGAGAGCGAUCCUGAAUACGAAGACUUGAUGGCCUCUGUUGGAGUUAAAUGAUUCAAACUGCCAGAGUUCCGUGUUGAUCACCCCCUCGCCCCCAUCUCCCCCAACCCCAAAGCCUUAUAGCAAAAUUUUAUGCUGUCCAUGCAUUGAUGAUAAUGCUUAAUAUGCAGUCAGAGAGACAGUAACCAAGCCUUUGAAUUCUCCUAGUAUUGCAGAAAAUGCCUUUCAUAGAUAUAUUUUACAGGGAAAGCAAUGUUUUUAGGAAAUUGCUCUCAUGUAUGAUGCUCAUAUCCUUCCUUGUUUGGUGCCAACUUGUUGAAGGCGGUGGGGGGGGGGGAGUGUUAGCUCUGUAGCAUUAUUUUGAACUAAGAGGCAUCUGUUUUACAGCCUAGCUAUGUGGAGUUAUAGUGCAUGUAUCAUUUAUCUGGGGAUUAGUGAUGCAGUGAUUGUUAUGCAGCAAGUACUUAGGAGUCGUUUGAUAGCUGGUAAAGAAAAAAGUUACUUAUGUACUAGUGAAAAAUUUGAACUCAACGAACGAUAGACUGACUUGCCUCUGUACUCUUUUCUGCUAAAAUACCAACUUUUUGUUUGUGGGUGUGAUUCAAA